Messenger RNA from Beta vulgaris subsp. vulgaris (sugar beet), 2420 nucleotides. RefSeq names its product pentatricopeptide repeat-containing protein At1g77360, mitochondrial. NCBI's taxonomy places the organism in Eukaryota, Viridiplantae, Streptophyta, Magnoliopsida, Caryophyllales, Amaranthaceae. Bases 309 to 1787 code for a protein of 492 amino acids. Gene Ontology annotation, molecular function: protein binding. The transcript has 2 exons. The record is from RefSeq and is a predicted model, not a curated record. Gene Ontology annotation, cellular component: chloroplast.
UACUAAUUUUCCUUUUGAAAAAUAAAUGUUCGUAAUCGAUACAAAGAAGAGAGAAGAACUUGUUCAUAACCCUAACACCUCGAUUACUUUACUACUCUCUCUAUAGAUUUCAAAAAGUUGAUGAAUUAUCGCACAAAUUCCGGAUUUCGACCAUCAAAUUACUUUCUCUCAAUUUGAUGAACAGAGAAGAAGUGUUGGGAAAAAAUGAAUUUCGGGCAAAUUUAACUUCUUUCGACGAGGCCAGAAAUCUGAAUCUUCCGAAAUUUUGAAGGUUUGAACUUUUGAAUCAAGGAACAAACUUUUGUGACAUGGGUGAGAGUUUUAAUUUCAACUAUUCGUCAAGACUUGUCCCUCCUUCAUCAAAACAGCAAUACCCAGAAAGAUUACAGCAUGAAAUUCAAGGGAGUAGUUUCCCAACUUACCUUGAUGUUCCUUAUGUGACCCCUAGAACUAGAAUUCUGUGUGAUAUUAUCUACAAAACUCCGAUACCGGAUAUCGAAGAUGCGUUGAAUAGCAGUGGUAUAACCCCUAGCCCCGAGCUCGUUGAGGAGGUCCUUAAGCUUUCCUAUGGCAGUCCUAAUGCUGCUGUGAGCUUCUUUCGGUGGGCAGGGUUGGCCCACAAACCCUCACUCUAUGCCUGGAAUUUGAUGGUGGAUUUGUUAGGGAAGAACAAGAUGUUUGAUGAAUUGUGGGCUGCCAUACGGUCUAUGAAGGAGGCGGGGUUGCUCUCCCUUGCGACGUUUGUGUCUGUUUUCGGGAGCUAUUGUGUUGAAGGGAAAUUUGACGAUGCUAUGAUGACGUUUGAUGUGAUGGAGAAGUAUGGGAUUGAGCCUGAUGUGGUUGCAGUGAACUCCUUAUUGAGUGCUAUUUGUAGGGAGAAGAAUCAAACAAAUAGGGCUUACAAAUUCUUUGACAAAAUUAAGUUGAAGAUUCCACCUGAUGGGGAUACCUUUGCUAUUUUGUUAGAGGGUUGGGAGAAGGAGGGAGAUGUUUCCAGGGCUAAGACCACAUUCGGGGAGAUGGUGGUACGUGUUGGUUGGGAUGAGAAGAACAUGGCGGCGUACAAUGCUUUCUUGAUGACUCUGGUUCAUGGAUCACAAGUCGACGAGGCUGUCAAGUUUCUCCAUGUUAUGAAGGGGAAAGGCUGUUUACCAGGUUUGAAAUUCUUUUCCAAUGCUCUAGAUAUUCUUGUUAAGCAGAAUGAUUCGACCCAUGCUGUACCUCUGUGGGAUACGAUGGUGGGGAGCGGCAUAAUGCCCAAUUUAAUCACGUUCAAUGCGAUGAUUGGCCUGCUUUGCAACAACAAUGACGUGGACAAUGCGUUCCGCUUUCUUGACGAGAUGCCAAUUUACGGAGUCUUUGCUGACUCGCUGACUUACAAUAUGAUCUUCGAAUGUCUGAUAACCAACAAGAAGGUUCGUGAAGCGGCCAGCUUUUUCAGAGAGAUGACCAAGAAUGAAGUUCCUCCCACACAGGCUAAUUGUGCUGCUGCUAUUAAAAUGCUGUUUGAUCGAGAUGAUCCAGAGACGGGGGUCGAGAUAUGGGACUAUGUGCUCACUAAUAGAGUCAUACCUGCUGAUGAAUGUGCAAACAUGCUCCUCAUGGGGCUUUGUAGUCUGGGUCGAUUUUCAGAGUUGAAGAGGUUUGCCUAUGAUAUGCUGGACCAGAGGAUUAUCAUUUAUGAAUCCACAAUGCGAACAUUGCAGAAGACCUUAUACAAGGACAGCCGGAGUGCUAGAGAUAUAUAUGACAGCCUUGAGAGGAGGUGGAAAGCUUCAUACACUUAGAACGUGUUCGGCAACGGUAGUUGUGGUAGUAGCUUUUAGCUGUGAGAGUAGUUGUUAGCUGUGUGUGUAGGUGUCAGUGGUUGGUGUCUAACUAUUAGUUGUCCAAGUAGCGGGAUAAGAUAUUGAUGUUCGGUAAAAGAAUUUGUCAAAGUAGCUGUUUACAAAUAACUUGUUAAAAACUCAAACGAAACUUCAAUAUAUAAUUUGUAUACCACUAAACGCUACCCCAAAAGCUACAAAUUGUAGCUUUUGACAAACACUAAUAAAACACUACUUAUAUCGCUAAGAGCUACUUAUACCACUCCCAAACCAAACACUACUAUUUUUUCUUUACUAGUGUUUUGAUUAAGUCAAAACACUAAAAGCUACUUCAAAAGCUUGUGCAGGCCCUUAGUGACGCCUCAUUUUGUUGGCCUCUCUCUUCCUCUUUCUCUUUGUGCUCUCUACUUUCGUCUGAUCUCUACUUCAAUUAUUUUCUGCGUUCUUUCAUUUUUCCUAGUUAUGUUAGUAAUUCCUACUUACAAGUAUCAUAUAUACUGGGUUUCUUGUUUUCGUUUUGUUUGUAUUGUUGCUUCAACUUUGAACAAUCAAAAUCCGUUAUUGCUCAAUAUAUAAGUCUUUUUCCAUUCUCUC